AUGUCCACCACCAUGAUGCCCACCACCAUGAUGCCCACCAAACCCUCCUCCACCAUGAUGUCCUCCAUGGUGUCCACCAAACCCACCUCCAUGAUGCCCACCAAACCCAGGUCCACCCAUCCCUCCAUGAUGUCCAUGAUGCCCAUGACCACCACCCAUUCCCAUACCAAGUCCCCCACCACCAUGAUGAUGGUGAUGAUGUCCUCCACCAAACCCUCCAGGACCCGAGUUAAAGCCUCCCAUGCCAGCACCAGGACCGAACUCGUGUCUUCGCGGAGGUGGAUAUCCGCCUCCGCCCAUUCCCAUACCGGGACUCAUAUGAUGACGACGAUUACCGCCGCCGAGGAGGGAGAAGCAAGAGCCCAUGUUGUUUCUUUGGUUGUAACGACAGGGAGUGGUUCAAAAGGUAAAAGGGUUCAAUGA
Aspergillus oryzae RIB40 is the source of this 423-nucleotide messenger RNA. RefSeq lists its product as uncharacterized. NCBI's taxonomy places the organism in Eukaryota, Fungi, Ascomycota, Eurotiomycetes, Eurotiales, Aspergillaceae. The transcript has 2 exons. The coding region runs from base 1 to 423 and encodes 140 amino acids. The record is from RefSeq and is a predicted model, not a curated record.